AUGACUACUAUUGAAUUUAAACGUCUCAAGAUGUAUGUAGGUAAAGUUAUACUUAUGACGAAUUUUCUUAUGGGAAAUUUGGAUAAAAACAAAGCUAUUCAGUAUAUUAAUCGAUGUGAACCUUCUGAAAACGAAAUUCGAGUACUCUUCAAAAUAAAUAUUGAUACGCGCAUUACAAAAACACAACCAUAUGCAGAUAUUACACAUUUGAGUGAUUAUCAUAAUGAACAUGAAAUAUUAAUUAUGUUUGGAGCAAGUUUUCAUGUAAUGGACAUUAUCAUGAAUCCACACGACGCAUUACCUAUCUAUCUACUUGAACUUUGUGCAGAAAAAUUAGAACCAAUACCACUAAAUGAACGAGAACAAAGAUGGUAUUCAUAUAUUGAAAGUUUGAAUUAA
Rotaria sp. Silwood1 is the source of this 399-nucleotide messenger RNA. The record is from the annotation of a GenBank genome assembly. Lineage: Eukaryota; Metazoa; Rotifera; Eurotatoria; Philodinida; Philodinidae.